Molecule: messenger RNA, 11023 nt
Organism: Varanus komodoensis (Komodo dragon)
Lineage: Eukaryota; Metazoa; Chordata; Lepidosauria; Squamata; Varanidae
Gene: USPL1
Product: ubiquitin specific peptidase like 1
Exons: 8
Coding region: 7588-10854 (1088 amino acids)
Biological process (GO): Cajal body organization; protein desumoylation
Cellular component (GO): Cajal body
Molecular function (GO): SUMO binding
Source: RefSeq, a predicted model, not a curated record
AAGGCCUCGGCCGCCCCGGACGUGCUCCUAACGUGGUUUGAGAAGUCGGUGUGGGGUUGCCUCGGCCUGUCCUGGCGCCGGUUUUGUCUUCCUUGCGUAAUGGGGGCCGGAGGGUGAGUAACGGUCUUAACCGUCCGGGGUUCAAUUUCGACUCUGGAGUUGGGGGUGGGGCACCUGCCUUUGCUGGCCAUGCUACGGGCGUUCCGGUGUUUCUUCGCUACCUGGUCAGGUGGGAGUGGCGGGAGAGCUGCUGAUGAAUUUCCUUCGAUCAUACUUGGUUUGGGUUGAGUCCGACGUGUGAGAUCUACCAGAGUGACGACCUUACAUUUGCUGCAUGUCUGGGUGGCUAUCUCCACGUGAGGAUUUAGCUGCUUUUGCGUGUUUGCGUUGGGGUGGAGAGGGACGACUUUGCAUGUUAUGAUAUUCAUUUAUUGAUUGGGGUUCCAUGACAUGUAAAGCCAUGGCGUUUUAGUGUGUUGUCUAAAUCCAGCAUCUUUCCCCAUAGGGUGGCUUUGGAGCGACAAAACAACCCCAACAAUCCAUGUGCCAUCUGAUCCUAAAUGAUACAUCAAGUUUAGGGCAAGCUCAAAAACCUGUAAAGCCACUCGCCAAGAGUAGCAGUUAAGCUUGCCUCUCUUGCAAAGUGGCUCCAGUGAUAGCUGCCCAAAGUAUUAAAAUACUAACCUGGGCAUCAUGUCGAGUUUGGGAUACACAUUAAGCUACCAGGACCUCAUAGCCACUGUGGUUUAAUAUGUCGUGAACCCAGUCAGUUUAUAUGAGGUGAUAUGUGAAUUCCUACUGUGUUUAUGUCAGUGAUCAUGACUUUAGGACUGGUUUCUAACUAAUACCUGUCAUUUUAAAAGACUUUUGACAGGAAAUAAAAUGCUGCUUUUGUGGGGUGAACUUGAAAGACAGGCACAAGUAAUUUUUGAUGUUCGUUUUCAGAUAUUUUAAUGUACUGGAGGUGAAUCCAUCAGGUGCAGGCUCUUAACCCUUGGAAUGUUCGAGUAUUAAUGGAUAUUCAGUAUGGCCGUUCCCCACUUUGUCAUAUGUGUGUUUCUGGGAUAUAUCCAUGUUCAGUUUGAACUGGGAAGACCCCUCUGAAAGAAAAAUUAUAAAUGUUGAUGCAUUUUCUAACUAUGUACAUACAGAAUGACUGUACAGAAGCAAGCUACAAAAUAACUUGGGAGGAUGCUGUUUUAUUCAUAUCUUGCUUGUGGGAUCCUGUGGGCAGCUUGUUGGCCACUGUGAACACAAUGCUGGACUGGAAGGACACUUGGUCUGGCCCAGCAGGGCUGUGCUCAUGAUCCUUCAAAAUGUUAUUUACAACUUAUUUUCUUAGCUAUAGGUACAUAACAUUCUGAGAUCUGGUGACUAUAUAAUGGACAUAAUCACUGUCUUUAAAUGAUUACCUGUCUCAUUGAUAGUUAUACUUUCAAUGCUGUACCACUAAUGUCAGGUUAUUGAGACAGUAAUCUCAUGCAUGUCUACAUAAUUCCUUGCAAGAUAGGCUAUACAAAAAGUGUGCAUUUUGGAGUUGCUCUCAAGUCCCUUACACAGCUGCAUAAUGUUAGCCAGUAUAAGACAAAUGUGAGUGGGUCUGUUUCUGGUAACAAAGGCAGUACUGCAGAUAAUGAAAUAGAUUUCCAUGCUUCUACAAAGCUUUCUAGAAUUUCAGUUUUGCUGUUUUAUGCCCAUCCAGUAUGUCUUACUGCUUGAACCAGUUGACUGCAUGCAUGAAGUAAUAGUGCCUUUCUGUACUGCUGUUGGCUGUACAACUUACCACUUUCAGGGCUUUUCCCAAAAUUUAUCAAUAUGAUUCUGGCAACAUAACUGUUUAAGCAUUCAGAAUCCUAAACAUCUGAUUCUAGAUACCUUCUGGUCUUAAGAAUAUGUGAGGGAUAAUGCACAUAGUUUCAGUACCCUAUUGUAAAGAUGUUGGGCAGUGUUGUUUCUGUUGUCUAUGACCAGUAAAGUGCAAUUGAAUGUAAUUGCUGGUCUUAACAGAAUGCUCCCCAUAUGCUUAAUGCUACUCCACAAUGAAUACUGUGUAUUUUAACCCUAUAUGUUGAUCAUUAAGUAAAUGUUACUUUUAAAAAAUAAUGCACCCAAAUGGGUAAGAUUUCUGUUGAAAUGUCUUUUUAAGAUAAAGCUAAUUAAAAGGUAUAGUGACUAUGCCUUGCCCUGGAAUCAAUUACAGUAUAGAAGCAACAUAUGUAACAACUUGGUAAUACAGUGGUACUUCGGCUCACGAAUGCCUCAGUUCACAACCAAAUCGGCUCGCAAACAGAAAUUUCAGAAAAAAAUUGUCUCAGGUUGCAAACUUCACAAAAGGUGAUGGCCACAAUCACACCUGUCUUCCCUGUAUGAGCACGAUUACGGCUAUCUCCCCCACCCACAAGGAUGAUCACUAUCACACGAUUAUCAUUUGGACUCUUUCUCCAAACAGUAACCUCCCUCCCACACAGGUUAGUGUUCUGUACUGUACUUUGUUACUUUGUUGUUCUUUGUUACUUUGUUUCAUUUUUGUGAUUGAAAACAUUUACAGAACGAAUCAACCUUAUUUACAUUGAAUCUUAUGGGAAAAUUUGGCUUGGCUCGUGACCAAUUUGGGUUGCGACCAGAGUCGUGGGACAGAUUAAGUUUGUGAGCCGAGGUACCACUGUAUAUGCAUAUUGGAUAUAUUUUAAUACACUGUUCAAGGGUUGUGAGAAACACCUGGUGGAUUUGUAUUCCGCAGCUGCUUUUGGACAUAAUGUACCCUGUUUCCCUCUCCUCUGGCUCAGUUAUGAGGAGGAGAUUUAGAAGUUCUACCUCCGUUUUAGAUUAAAUGACAUUCUGUAUGUCCUCUGAAACCUAAACUAUAGUUAGUGUUAACUAGUAUUAGUGAAAAUAAGCCAGCUUUGUAAACUGUGGGUUAUUUCCACACUCGUAAAGGUUAGCCACCUUGGAUUCAGAUGACAUGGGAAACUGCAGUCAAUCAAAAACUGAAGUAAAGGCUCAGCAGGCAGGUAAAUUAUUCUAGCAAAGGCCAUAAGUAUAUGCAGAUUUCCUGGAGGCUGGGGAGAGACUAUUCUAGUUUUCUUAACACAACAUUAUACAUUGUUCUACCAUUGUGUCUGAACUAGUGCAUUAUGUGAAAAAAGGGGGGGGGAACAUAAUUGUACUUAUUUUCCAGGCGUACCCCUCUCAUGGUUUGAGAAAUCGUGGAAGUAUUUUUUGAUGCAAAGACAGUGGUGCGGGGGUUGGGGGAAUCACUGGUGUUAGUUUUACCAGAACACAUAACAGGACAGUAUAAUAAUCCGGAGUUUCCAAAUUCAAAAAGUUUAUGGAGAAACAUUUCCUGUGUAGCAAAUUUCUGAGGGGAUCCUCAGUUGCAAAACAAUUACUACUUGGCUAUGAAAUUCCAACGAACCCUUGGUUCAUAUGGUGCUAAAUAUGUUUCAUAACUAAUCUGGAUUUAUAUGUCUAACGUUUUUACCCUCAUUCUUUAUAAAAUAAUUCUAAACAGGAGCUACAAACAACACAAUUCAGUAAAAUAAUGUGGCAUGACUAAAAAAAACCUUUAUAAAGCUAAAAUUUAUGGAAUGUCAUAACAAAUCUUAUAAAUGUUCAUGUGUUUAUGCAAAUCAAUACAUUGGCCAUUAAAUGUUGAUUCCUUGAUACUACUUGCACAAAUGGUGAUUGAAAUUCUAUAGAUGUGUUUACCAACAUUUAAGCUCAUAACUGCAUGUAAAUUGUCUUUUUCCCCCAGGAAAUAUAUUUGUAUACCUGAUAAAAAGUAUUAACUGCAUUUUCUUGAAAGAAGUGGCCAACAAAAAGAUUGUGAUACAGUACAUUUAUUACUCUUUAAGUUGCCACAACUCUGUUUUUAACCCCAAAAGAUAAAUUCUAUAAUGAGUUGCCUGAAAAUGCUUUGUUUGAAAGUUCUGCCAAAUUCUAAACAAAUUCAAGAUUUCCCAUAUGCUGUAGUUAUCGGUGUUGAACCAGGACUAGGGGCACCUGGGUUCAAAACUCACUCAGACAUGAAGCUCACUAGGUAAUCUUGAGCCACUCUCAGCCUAACCUGCCUCACAGCAUCGUUGUGAGCAUAAAAUGGGAGGGGAUUAUGUGUGCACCAUGCUGCCAUAAGUUCCUUAAAGAAAAGGAUGUUUAUAAAUGUUACACAUUUAAUUAAUACAGUUUUGGAACUGCCACCAUUUCUUAACUGUUGUCACAGAUUUUGAUAUAGAAUCCCACUUACAAGGUAUUAUACCCACUUACAUUUUAGACAGUGCCAUUUAAGAGAUGGAGUUGUGUUCUCACCCUGUCAGAAUUAUGUCUGUCCAAAAAGCUCAGCCAAGAAUCAAGGCUGUUAGGUAUUUAUUUAACUGGACAGCAUCUGAGUGUUUCCUUUCAUAGGUAAUACUGAAAUUAAAAUGUAUGUACUUGGACUGUGCAAUAAAAUAGUUCUUCUAUAGUUUCUCGCUAGUGACAAUGAUUCAAUGGUAGCAUAGAUGACUUCAUCUUUAGUACAGUGUUUCAUAAGUUGGCUGUAAGCAGAUCUUGGGUCAUCAAGGUAAAUUUUGUACAUACCUGUGUUAGAACUUCACCGCACUGAGAUUUUUAAAAACCUCAAUUAUACAUCUCAUUUGACAAAAGUACAGCUUUGACAACCUCCUAUUACACAGAUUUACAGACCUGGGCUUCUUUUGAAAAGGAUUUGGGGGAAAUUGGGAAAUUUCAAACCAAUUAGUCUAACAUCUAUCAAAAUAAAUCAGUGGGAAACAUUAAAGUUAAAAGUAAGCCUUCCUGAGGAAGUAAAUAUGGCUUCUGCAAAGGGAUGUCUUGUGUUUCCAACCUUUUGGAUGAUUUGGGUAUGUUGGCAAACACGAAGACAGAAGCAGUCCAGUAGACACUGUAUGAUUGUACUUCCAAAACAUUUUUGACAAGCCUGUCGAAACAUUUUGACAAGUCCUCAGAACGGAGAAAUAUUAAAAAAUGUCCCCCAUGGGUUCAUAUUGGAAUCAAUGCAAUUAAAAUUCUUAGAAGAGAGCAGUGAGGUAGCUGAGUUAAACUGCAUUAUUCACAUGGUGAUAGACUGAAUGCUCCAAGAGGAUUUCUCCAAAGAGGGUGAAUGGGCAACGAAAUGGUAAGCAAGGUUCAAUGUAAGUAACUGUAAAGGGAUGCAUGUUUGGGACAAAAAGAACUUCAUCAGAACCAGUAGAGUCAGAACUGGUAGUAACUAAGAAGGAAAGAGGCCUUGAGUUAGUUGGGAGUUAAAACACUGAAUGCAUCAUUUAAGCAUAUAGUGGUGAUAGAAAAGGGAAAUUCUGCAGAUGGCUUGAACUAUCCAACACUGCUAAUAACUGCCUAAAAUGUGGAAGGGUGUGCUCUCUUUAAUUUUGAAGUAAUUGAUUUCAGUAUAGUACUAACUAGCUUUUGUGCAUUGUUUGCAUACAGACUUCUAUAGCUAGGUAUUGAUGCUUUUAAUUAUUCUCAUUUCUGAUCUCCCUAAAACAUACUUAAAGUACAGUAGAAGCAGAAGGAAUAUUCCGAAACAUGUAUAUAAGAUAUCUGAACUAAAUAAUUGUCAUUUGGAUUAGCCUCUUAAAAAGUCCAAUCUGUGUAAUCAAGAUGAUGGCGAAAACACUCAUUUAUUUAAGUAUUCCAUGUGCUGUGCCAUCACAUAUCACAAAUACCAAGUCAGAUGUGUGUAAUAUAACAAACAUGGUAAUGGAUUUACACAAUCAGUAAAAUGGUAGAAUGCUAUUGCUACACGCACAUACUCCGAUACAUGUGGAAGUUCAUUAUAAAUUGAAAUGUGGAUAAAAUGCAGAACUAGAUGCCUUUCCCAUGGACUAGGUUGCACACAAAAUUGUCAUGUGGAAGAGAAUAACUAGCUCUGUGCAUUCCUGGGUUGUUUAUGUUAGUUUUAAGGAGGUCAUAUGAACACUUCAGGCAAUGCCAGCCCCUAGUUCUAGAGGGCUCUUAGGCAAGAAACCUUUGAUAGCACCUGUUUAAAGUGAGCUACCUUUUCACCAUCAUGGCCACCACACCCUGUUGCUCCUCCUUUUUCUUAUCACUGCUAUUGCUUACUUGGCUGACAGGCAGAGAGCCAGUAAGCAAGGACACUGUUGUAUCAGCUGCUCCUCCAUCUCACCAUCACCAUUAUCUGUUUUGGAGCAAGAGACAGGAAAAUAGGUAGGUUGCUGUAGCGACAAAAAAGAACAAGCCCAGGAAGUGUUUUUUGGUGUGCCCUUGCUGAAGUGUGGGCAGUGCCUGACCAUGCCUAUUGCUUCCCAGCAGCCCUGUCUCCAGGGAAAAAUUUGGCAUUGAUGUAAAUGCAUCCUUGUAAGUACAUUAUGCAGUCUUGCACUGUAACUUUAUUGUAUUACUUGAUUUUGAAAUGGCAUGCUUCCUUAGUUUCAUUCCAGAAGCAACUUAACACAGGUGACAUCUGAUUUGAACAUCACACUGACUGAACUUCUAACCACUAGUAGGGGAUACUAAGUGCCCCACAGACUCAUGUGCUCCUCCCCUCUGUGCAUUCCCCACUUUCCUUGAUUACCUAUGGUGCAGCAUUUUAGGCCUAAUCCAGUGUAAUUUUGGUUAGUGUUUAUGCUGCAGCAUAAUUAAUAGUAAUCAGGAAAAGGACAGGAAACAAAGGGGAUGAACAUGCAAGUAUGUUUUCAGGAGCAUCCACUCAAGCUAUAGAUAAGAGAUUAGGCAAUGCCAUCUCAGUUGUAUGUAAUGGUUUUGCUCAGUGGUGCAUACAACAUUGACAAAGCUUUCUGCCUAACUUGCUGGCAGAGUAUAAAGCAAUGUAAUUAUUAAGGCUGAAGCAGGAUGCCAUAUUGUGUCAUGUUUACACCCAGUAUAGGUAUAGUUGGGUUGACAUGAUGCAGCACCUAUUACCCUUUCUUGCUCAAAUGUGUUAGCUGCCUUGUAGAUAAAAGAGUGACAAUAUUUUCAAGAUUUGUUGGAUAUAUGAAUGGAUCGGUUGUUGACAAAUGUGAACUUUCUGUUUCAUUCAUUGCUUUAUAUCAGGAGUGCAGAACCUCAGGCUUCAGAUUCAUACCAGGCCCUCCAGGGGGCUGUAGAUGGUCACAUUGCCUUCCUCUUUUCCUCACCCAUCAUUUGAUGGCCUCCCAGCUUUUGUAAAGGUAUUUCUCCAUUCUGAAAGCUCAUUAUGCCUUUCCAAAGCUGAUAGUACAACUUUAAUAAAAUAGGCUGGUAUUACUUUCGGCUUCAGCAAUACCCACCAUUGAAAAUCAGUCUCUAAACCCUCUGAAAUGAAAUGCAGCCCUCAGGCCAGAAGAGGUUCUACACCCCUGCUUUACAUCCUUGCGGUUAGUGUGUGUGUCUGUGUUGUGUCCACCCUUCCCUCACACUUACUCACAAAUUCCUUUAAUCAAAUAAACACCAUCUCCUUCUACCCAGUCCAAAAUAUCUCCUUCCUUCUUUUGUGUGCUAAGUCUUGGCGUUGGAAAAAAUGCUUAUUUAAUCCUUUUCUCUUCACUUCUUAUUUUUCAGGAUAUGUGAAAAAAAUCCUUAAGACUGUUGAAAAUGUUACAAGUGACAUGAUAAUUUAACCAAUGCCUCAGAAUGAUGGAUUACCAGAAGAUUGGAAAUGGUUUGCAAGUGACUGGUAUAGGGGCAUCUGCACUCCACAUGGUGGGGUAUAUGGGAAAAGAUUCUAAUGCUGCUGAAGUAACUCCAAGUGACUGCUGUCCAGCUUGCAAAAAGAAGAAUCUGAUAAAAGCUUUAAGAACAUAUCGCAUAAAUUUUGAAGAAUCUAUUUUUCUGUGUGAAAAUCCCCAGUGCAUCUACCCUCUGGGAUUUGAAUCACUAAGCAACAUUGUAAUUCCCAAUGAUCCAAAAGGCUAUCCAGCUCAGGCCACUUUUAAAAAAAGAAAGUUCUUUGACACAAGCCUGGUGACCUCUCCUGUAGAACCAUGCAUAAAAUUGACAAAGACUGAUAAUUUGAUGGACACAAAGCAGACAUUGGAACCUGAUCAUGGCCCAGAGUGCAAUGAAAAUGAUCUAUUUAGGAGUCAGUCAGGGCAACCUGAUUUCUCACAAGUCAAACGCCCCAACUUGUAUAAUGCAACUGAACCUGUGGAACAGCAAAUGAGCUUGGAAAUGGCAGCCCAAGAAAGCUUACCAGAGACAUCCAGUAUGCAUGUACAGCUUUUGUCAAAUUCUGAAAUUGGUUCAUCAGUGCCUCAAAUUCUGCACCAAGAUAGACCAUUUCUCUCAGAGCCAUUAUGCCUUCACUGGAGGAAUUCACAUGCUCUUUGCUGGUUAGAUUGUAUUUUGUCAGUGCUAGUGCAUCUAGCAACACUAAAAACAAUUCAGACCAGUCCAGAUUCAGGAAAUACAUCAAUAAUCAAGAGACUGUUUGCAAAAUAUGGCCAAGCAACUGCACUUGUAAAUACUUAUGGAAGGGAAGUUCCUUUGGAUGUUCUUACAAGAGCAGAAACUUACUUGAAUGAAAUCAGAAAUCAAAUUUUUGAGAAGCUUCAACCUAAUCUUAAGUGUAAAUUGGGUGAGGAGGAAAGUCCAGUGUUCGCUUUUCCUUUGCUUCUACGAGAAGAUCCAGGGAUAGAGAAACUUUUUCUUCAUACUUUUUUGUGGAAGCUUCAAUGUUUACAGUGUGGCCACCAAGUCAGUGAGAGGUGCCAGAAGACUAUGACGACAUUUACAAAUAUAAUCCCAGAAUGGCACCCACUGAAUGCAGUUCAUAUUGCUCCUUGUAAUAACUGUAAUCACACAUCUCAAAGAAGACAAAUGAUUUUAGAAAAUAGGGCCCCACCAAUACUUAUGAUGCACUUUGUGGAAGGUUUGCCCCAUAAUGACUUGAUGGCCUACUCAUUUAAUUUUCAAGAAGAUCAUUAUAAAAUAACAACUGUUAUUCAAUAUCAGAAGGAUGCAAAACAUUUUAUAACAUGGAUUUUGAAUUCAGAUGAUAUGUGGCUUGAAUGUGAUGACUUAAAAGGUUGCUACAGUAGAAGGCAUGAGAACUUUGGAGUUCCUCCCGCAGAGAUUCAUAUUAUGAUCUGGGAGAGAAAGCCAUUGCAAGAGACCAGUCAAUUGGAUGUACAUCUACAAAAUGGAGAAGCUGUGAACUUUGCGCUUCUUAAAGCCCAAGCAGAAUUCCCAGUGAAAUGUCUAAAUGAUGUGACCAUAGGCAGUAAACCCCUAAUUUGUUAUAGUGAGAGUAUGUUGAAUGAACAUACAAAUGAAACACAAAAUCUAGCUAGCAAUAACAAAAGUAGUUUGCUUUGGGGCUUGGAAAACAUGGCCCCUGAUGAUACUAUAACCUUGAAUCUUGUAAGUGUUCCACUUGACUCAAAAGAUAAUUCACUAAAAGACUGUUGCACUGUGGAAAAUAACCUGAUAGCCAACAUGGGCAUAUCACAGUUACAAGCUCCAGGUCAGGUUGAUGUGCUUCCAGUUACUUCUGAAGGCAACACUGAUAGAAAUGAGUACAAAUUGCUGAAGAAGACCAGUUCUCCCUUGCAUCAAGGUCAGCCAGACAAUGCAAGUAACAGAUUGAUUAUGCCAGAUGUUCCUCUAAACAGUUGUGGUAUUUCACCAGAAACAUUUAUGCUGCAAGGGGCAGAACAUGAAGUUAAUCCUGUUCUACCUACAGAUAGCAGGUUGGCCCUAGUUAAUAACCAACCCAAAACUGGCAGAACAAAUUCAGGUAAUGGUGUACUGGAAACACCUAAAUUUAUAGAAAACAUAAUGGAUAAUUCCCAGGUCUCUUUUCCAUCUAUACCAACUAAUUCCUCUCAGGCAUUCUGUAAGAAUGGAAUCAAACCAUCUGGAGCUAGUUGGUUGAAGGGUUUACUUGGAAAAUAUCCUUCUUUUAUGCCAAAAAGCAUCUCAACUUAUAAGAAAGCAGAGAGCUCUGAAAAGCCCAUUCAAAAAGAAAGCAGGUCCAAUUCACUUGUUAAACAUGCAAGUCACUUUCGUGGCUUCCAAUCAAAAUAUUCCAAAAAAUCAAUUAAAAAGACAGAAGGAAUGGAUUCUUCACAUAAAUCCUUGCCUCUGGUACCAUCUACCACUGCUCUUUUUGGAACUUUCCCAGUCAAAAUGCAGACUACUAAUGGAAGUGAAGGGACUAUAAAUAGGAAAGCAGACUCAUUGAUAAAACGCAUUCAACCCCAGCAAGGCCACAAUGAAAAAAAUUCAACAUCUGUUGAAAAUGGUGAGACGGCAACUGCUGAUAAAACACAUCAACUACGUCUGAAACUACUUCAACAGCUUAAAGCUAAAAAGGAGAAACUAGCUUCACUAGAUAAACUGGCAGAAGCUCAGGUGAAAACCAGAUGCUCUUUCAAGAAAACUAAGAAAGACCAGUCACAGCUUGGAUCCCAAAAGGAAAAUGAAUCUCUGCAGAGCUUGUUAAAUGCACUGCAGCACCAGAUUGAUGUUGAAGAACGCAAAUCUCUGAAUUCUCCAAGCACCAACACAUCCCAGUGCAGCAGUUCAAGUUACGAUGAUAUUUUAUCUGAGCUACUGUCUCCAGCUACAACUAUUGGUUCCUUGGAUAUGCCACAAGAAGAAGAAUGCAGAUACUUGGAAAUGGGGGCUGGUAGCCCAAAAUCUCCAGAAUCUAAUGAGAAACCAGAUGAUGCACAGGACACAAAAUAUGACCAUCAUUAUUACAGUCCAGUAAGGGAAAAUGGACUUGAGGGACAUACAGACUUAUUAACAGUGAAAUCACCACUGAAGAAGCUCAACUUUGGAAGUCCUGCAACACAGGAUAUUCUGGAAGAUCUAUUCUCUAGUUCAGUGAUGGAUUCAAUAAUGGCUGACACUGAUGACUUACAUCAUUUUGAUGAAACUCUAUUAAGUUGGUGAAUUGUGUUCUAGCAAUUUCAGAGUUUACUAUUAAUUGUCUUUAAAGCCAAGUCUAACAUAUUUCAAGUUAAUUUGCACAUGGUUCAGCGUUGAAUAUUUAAAAUGUGAAUUUUUUAAUAUGUUCUUGUUAUUGAUGAAUAAACUGGGUUUGUGCUUUUCUCCAACUGAA